Molecule: messenger RNA, 1029 nt
Organism: Oncorhynchus gorbuscha (pink salmon)
Lineage: Eukaryota; Metazoa; Chordata; Actinopteri; Salmoniformes; Salmonidae
Product: carbonic anhydrase 9-like
Exons: 9
Cellular component (GO): plasma membrane
Molecular function (GO): carbonate dehydratase activity; zinc ion binding
Source: RefSeq, a predicted model, not a curated record
AUGGUUGACCAGAAUUGUGUCCCUCAUGGUGGACACUGGGGCUACGAAGAUCAAGCUGCCUGGUCCUCUGAGUUCUCACACUGCAGUGGAAAAUCCCAGUCUCCCAUUGACAUUGAUACCAGGAGAGCCCUCUAUGACCGCAGCCUGCCACCCAUAACUCUGGAAGACUAUGAUCUGACAGACAGCUCAGAAUUGACACUGUUGAACAACGGCCAUACCUUGCAGCUGGUCCUGCCCAACACCAUGCGCAUCACCAGUGGGUUUGACAACGAGUUCCGUGCCGCCCAACUGCAUUUCCACUGGGGGACCAAAGAGGUGCCAGGAUCUGAACACACCAUAGAUAACGUCCAUUUCCCUGCAGAGAUCCACAUAGUUCAUUACAACUCUAAAUAUGCAAAUCUGUCCGAGGCAGCCAGCAAAUCAGAUGGCCUGGCUGUAUUAGGGGGCUUCAUCGGGAUUGGUCUUCAUGAGAAUGACAACUAUGAAAAGAUCCUGUCUGCGCUCGCUGAUGUCAGCAUCGAAGAGUCUAACACUGAGAUCCCUGCCUUCAAUGUCCGUCAUCUUUUGCCAAACAAGCUGGAGCGCUUCUACAGAUACAAUGGCUCCCUUACCACUCCUCCCUGCUUCCAAACUGUCAACUGGACAAUGUUCAAUGAUACCAUCACAGUGUCCAGGAGGCAGCUGGGUGCUCUGGAGGACACCCUGAAAGCAGGCCAACACCAGCACCUGACCAAGAACUUCAGAGCACCUCAGCUUCUGCAUGGGAGACACGUCCUCGCCUCGUUCACAGACACUCCCACCAUAGUCGUUGCAGGACAUCCAAGUAUCUCUAUCAACACCUUGUCGGAGACUGAUGCCUCUAACAAUGAAGGGCCAUCAACUGGGCCAUCUGGUAAGCAAAGUAUGAGGGCUAAUAAUCAUGUGUUGACUAUGCAGGCCCCAAUUGCCAUCCAUUUAAAAAAAUAUAUGGUAGCCUUGUCCCAGAUCAGUUUGUGCUAUCAUUUCAACAUGUGGUCCUUCUGUAGCUCA